Molecule: messenger RNA, 735 nt
Organism: Geodia barretti
Lineage: Eukaryota; Metazoa; Porifera; Demospongiae; Tetractinellida; Geodiidae
Source: the annotation of a GenBank genome assembly
AUGGGAUUCAACAACACUGUGACGGUCGUGGGAAAUGUCACCCGCGACCCCGAGCUGCGGUUCGCGCAGUCCGGAACGGCCAUCGCCCAGUUCGGCGUGGCUUGGAAUCGCAGGCGCCAGGACCAGGAGGACGAAGUGUCGUUCUUCGACGUGACCUGCUUCGGCCAGUUUGCCGAGAACGUCGCCGAGUCGGUGAAGAAGGGCGCCCGGGUGGUCGUGUACGGCACGCUCCAGCAGAGGAGCUGGGAGACCGACCAUGGAGACCGUCGCUCGAAGGUGGAGAUUCUCGCCGACGAUGUGGCUCCCAGCCUGCGGUGGGCUACGGUCGAGGUGACCAGGAACGAGUACCGGGGCGGCGGCGACAACCGGAGCGAGGGCGACCGUGGCGGCCACCGUGGUGACGGCGGGGCCCGUAGCUCGGGCGGAGCCCGGCCGGCGGGCCUGAGGCACUCGAGUCUCGACAUGGCACCCAGGCCGAGGGCCGCAGCCCAGCGACCUCCGCGCAAGACCCGCGACAACAGCCGCCGAACAAAGAAGAAGGUGAGCUUCCUCAGCACUGAGGGCAUCACCUACGUCGACUGGAAGAACGAGAAGCUGCUGAGGAAGUUCAUCUCCGAUCGGGCCAAGAUCAGGGCUCGGCGCGUCACCGGCAACAACGCUCAGCAGCAGAAGCUCGUCGCCGAUGCCAUCAAGCUGGCCCGGGAGAUGGCCCUGGUGCCUUCUCGAACCGGGUGA